Messenger RNA from Babjeviella inositovora NRRL Y-12698, 894 nucleotides. It is a transcript of the gene DRE2, whose product is annotated as electron carrier. NCBI's taxonomy places the organism in Eukaryota, Fungi, Ascomycota, Pichiomycetes, Serinales. The transcript has a single exon. The coding region runs from base 1 to 894 and encodes 297 amino acids. Gene Ontology annotation, cellular component: cytoplasm. Gene Ontology annotation, molecular function: iron-sulfur cluster binding. Gene Ontology annotation, biological process: iron-sulfur cluster assembly. The record is from RefSeq and is a predicted model, not a curated record.
AUGUCGUGUAUUCUCCUUCUUUUGCACCCCACGAUAGUCACGUCACCCGAGGAGGUUGCCACGUUGAAGCGGCAAGUCGCGGCGCAACAUCCGGGUGCCACCGUUUCCCAGCACAUCAUCGACCGUGUGGCGAACAGAGUCGUGCAGUUAGCGCCAGUUGAGUACAACAUAAUCCGCUACGUGUCGCCACAGGUCACAGCCUUGCCCCAGACGGUUCUUCCGCUCAUCUUCCAGGCCUUGAAGCCGGCUGGUGUGUUCGAAGGGUCGUUGGAUCCAGCACAAGCGUUUGACGCCAUCAUGGAGGGGUUUGCCGUGGAUAAAGGCACAAACACAUGGACUCGGCCCCAGGCACAAGCUGCCGCUGUUCUCUUGAGAAAACCAGAUGUCAAAAGCUCUUUGCCCAAGUUCAAGAAGGCGCCCGACGCUGCCAAAUUAGCAUACUUCGACAACGCAUCGGACGACGAGGAGAUGGAUGAAAACGAGCUUAUUUCGCUCGAUGAAAGACGCGACAACCUUGUGAUUCCUGCGAAGUGUGAGUUGCCCACUGGCAAAAGGAGAAGAAAGGCGUGUAAGGACUGCACGUGCGGGCUAAAGGAGCUCGACGAACUCGAGACCGCCGCCCAGCGCUCGGUCCAAGACUCUUUGUUAGCAAAGAUGGCGCAGUCUGCGUCCGCGGAGGCUGCCGAGAUCGAAACCAGAUUGAAGGGUAACGCUGUGAAGUUUGCCAGUGCAGACAUCACCGAGAUCGACUUCACGAUUGAGGGUAAGAAGGGCAGCUGUGGGUCAUGUGCCUUAGGUGACGCCUUCAGAUGUGACGGCUGUCCGUAUUUGGGCCUUCCUCCAUUCAAGCCAGGCGAGGUGGUGUCGAUCGACGCGAUGGGGGACGAUUUCUAG